AUGUUAAUUUUUAAUAUUGAAGGUCUUCAUAUUCAUGAUGCAUUUUGGGAGCCAGAUCCAGAAGUUAGUGAGGCAAUCCGUCGUUAUCGUCUAGCUGAUCCUUAUGGGUAUGAUCUUCGUCAACAACGUAUUUUACGCGCAAGUUUUUUGGUCAUGAACCAUGAACGUUUGCCUAAAAACGAGUGGACUACAUACGACGGUGAUAGCUGUUAUUUGGGUUCAAUCUUGGAGGAUAUUGAAAAAGAGAAGUUGGAGCGUGUUCGAACUACUGGGAUCAAACCAGGCUAUCAGCUGAAACUUCAGCUUUGA
Molecule: messenger RNA, 309 nt
Organism: Meloidogyne enterolobii
Lineage: Eukaryota; Metazoa; Nematoda; Chromadorea; Rhabditida; Meloidogynidae
Source: the annotation of a GenBank genome assembly